AUGCCGCUGGGAGAGAAGCUUGGUCGCCCCUUCGAGCUCCUUUCGCUCAUCGGCCGCAAACGCAAGGACGAACAGGACGAACACCACCAGCGUCUCAGCGGCGCGGAGGCGCGCGCCUACGCUAAUGCCACGGGAUCGGGUACCACAGGCUACACGCAUAGCCACAGCAGCCAUCACUCCAGCUCUAGCGGCUUCUACCCUGGCGUCAAGUACGAGCGAAUCACGCCGGCCACGCAGGCGGCGCCGGUCGUCCAGUAUGAGCGUCUCACGCCGGGCUCCGCCGCCGUUUCGACACCAGCUUCUGCGACUUCCGGUGCUCCCGCAGUCACUCACCCGUCACCUCUGGACUACGAGGCUGCAGCGCGUGAAGCGGCCUUCCCCAGUCCGGACCUGGUGCCAUCCGCCGCCGUGGCGUCCAGUUCGUUCCGUUCAGCGCCGUCUCCGGCCCUGUCGUCACUUCCCUCGCCUGGUAUGCUCACGCCACUUACGCCAGCGGUCGGUGUGACCUCGACGCCUGUAGGACGCAGCCCUGUUGUGGACACGAUUCGUCCGUUGCGGCCGCCGCGUCAAGCUCAGAACCUGGCGAGUCCGGCACAACCACCCGUCGGACCCGCUGGAGCGCCGUCUGCACCUUUCUCUUCUGUUAUGGUAGAGUGGAUGAGUCAGUUAAGAACUCCGACGCCCGACGUGACACUCUUGCCGUACUUUAAUAAGGACACACCGACUCCGAUGGACACGAACAGUAUGGACAUGCGACGGCUACAGGACGCGCUGUUGCCGACACCCCCGCCUGAUGUACAUGAUCAGAGACAACACCCAAAGAACGCGGCGUACGUGACGACGCGUGGUCCGCGUCCGCUUCUCGAGGACAUUGCGUCUUUGUGUCGUGAUUUAAAUUCACAGGAAGCUUCGAACGCUAAUAAGGGGAUGCUACCGCCGUCUAGUGGACAGAUAGAAACUAAGUACACGACACUCCCGGCAAGGCCACUGCGUGCUCGUGAGGAAAGUAUCAGCAGCGCUUACUCGGACGAUGGAGAGAGCCAAGCUAGAAUGUUGGCGGCAGCUGCUGCGCUCAGCAGUGUGUCAACAAUGAGUGUGACUAGCACCCCGACGGCUGCCAGCUCUAGCUCAGGUACAAAGGGCAAACGCCGAAAGAUGUGUACAGCUGAAGGUUGCCAGAACUUAUCUCGUUCGCGAGGACUGUGCAAGGCUCACGGAGGAGGCCGACGAUGCAGCGUCGACGGAUGUUCCCGUGCCAGCCAGAGCGGUAGCUUGUGCAUUACUCAUGGAGGUGGCAAGCGCUGCACUGUGGACGGCUGCGUAAAGGCCGCACAGUCGCGCGGCAUGUGCAAGGCUCACGGUGGAGGCGUACGCUGCCGCGUGGAAGGCUGCGCCAAGAGCUCACAGGGCGACGGGUUCUGCCGCUCACACGGUGGCGGUCGCCGCUGUGGCCACCCAAGUGGCUGCUCCAAGUGGGCCCAACGUAAUGGGAUGUGCAUGGCACACAGCGAAGGAAAGUACGGCAACAGCUACCGUGGGCGGCAGCAUCGAAUGGAGAAGCAGGAGGACCCGGCGAUUGUCCAGCAGACUUGA
Molecule: messenger RNA, 1593 nt
Organism: Phytophthora infestans T30-4
Lineage: Eukaryota; Oomycota; Peronosporomycetes; Peronosporales; Peronosporaceae
Exons: 1
Coding region: 1-1593 (530 amino acids)
Source: RefSeq, a predicted model, not a curated record